Messenger RNA from Scophthalmus maximus (turbot), 3179 nucleotides. It is a transcript of the gene fbxl9, whose product is annotated as leucine rich repeat containing 29. Gene Ontology annotation, cellular component: SCF ubiquitin ligase complex. Lineage: Eukaryota; Metazoa; Chordata; Actinopteri; Pleuronectiformes; Scophthalmidae. Gene Ontology annotation, biological process: SCF-dependent proteasomal ubiquitin-dependent protein catabolic process. Gene Ontology annotation, molecular function: protein binding. The coding region runs from base 341 to 2311 and encodes 656 amino acids. The transcript has 11 exons. The record is from RefSeq and is a predicted model, not a curated record.
CAGCUGGAGCGCGUCUCCACACGGAAGUGUUCUGCUGCAGGUUGGGGUUGGUGCAGUGUGAAGUGGCUUAGUGAGAUGACAGCCGGCUGCCCGGCGCUUCACCGGUGACACCUCAUAUCGCCCAGUCCACGGCUGAAGAAUGACACGAGUCGACGGCCUCUCUUCUCCGUGUUAGCUCAGACGCUAACAGUCGGUUAGCCUCGGUGCGGCUUUUUAAAAUUGGGCGCAGCUAGCUUAGUGGGCGGCUACUGGCUGAGAGGAGGCGUGUGAUGGUCUGGGGGUGUUCGUGACAACAACAACAACAACAACAACAACAACAACCCAGGGAGAGCAGCUGAAGAUGGGCGACAUCGGUGGGGAGGAGGACGUCGAGGAAACACCUGACCUGCCCGUGGAGAUCAUAGUUUACAUCCUGAGCUUCCUCCACGCGUCCGACCGGAGGGAGGCCUCGCUGGUCUGCCGCAGCUGGUACAGCGCCAGCCAGGACCUGCGCUUUCAGAGGAACGUCACUUUCUGCUUCCCGGCCUCGGCCUCGUCCCUGGAGCUCGUCAGGGCCCUGGGCACAAAGUCCCGCUGCAAUCUGAUAAUCAGCCAGCUCGAUGGCUUCAGCUUGUCCAGAUCCCUGCUGCUGGAGGUGGGUCUGUGUCUGGGCUCCAAACUGGAGAGCCUGGCCCUGCCUGGCAGCAGCAUAACAGAGACGUCCCUGCUGGCCCUUCUCCCGUGCCUCACCUCCCUCCGCAGGCUGGACCUCCGGGGCCUGGACAGCCUCUUCAUGUCGGGAGCGUUCCUCUCCCGGGAGGAGCAUCGGCAGCAGGUCAGGUCAGCGCUGUCCGGCCUGGAGGAGCUGGAUCUGUCCGACCUGCGCUACCUCUCCGACCUCACCCUCAACCGGCUCACCGGCUGCACGCCGCGCCUCCGCCGGCUCUCGCUGGCCGGCUGCCACAUCGCCUUCGAGUUCGACCCGUACCGCGGGUGCCCGGUGGGAGCCGUCGAGGACUCGUCGGCGCUGCUGUCGCUGAGGAACCUGCGGAGGCUGUUGACGGAGCAGAAGUCCACCCUCGUGGCUCUGGACAUCAGCAGGACCUCCAUCACCCCCGAGUCACUACGCACUAUUGCACAGGUUCAGGGUUUGGUCUUAGAGGAGCUGUGUCUGCACGGCUGUAAGGAGCUGACCAACUACUCCGUGGAGGCUCUGGUGAAGCACCAGCCGAGCCUUCGGAGACUGGACAUCAGUGCCUGCACCGAGCUGACGAGCCGGUCCGUCGAGGCCGUGGCUCAGGGCCUCAAGUCGCUGACGCACCUCUCCUUGUCCCGCGACUGGAGGAUCACUGAGAAAGGCCUCGCUGAGCUACUGUCGGUGUCGUCCCUGACGAGUCUGGAUCUGUCCGAGUGUCUGCACGUCGGCGGAGCAGAGAUAGUCAAAGGCUUGACGGGAUGCAGUGGCAGCAGAGCGCGGCUGGAGACGCUCAGCCUCAAGAGCUGCACCUACAUCAGGGAUCUUGCCGUGUUCUCUCUCACCCAGCUGCUGGGGGAAACGCUCUGCGAGCUCGACCUGACCUCGUGUGUCAACGUGACGGACCUGUCGGUGCGCGCCAUCGCCACCUACUUGCAGAGGCUGGUGGUCCUGAGGCUUGGCUGGUGUAAAGAAGUCACCGACUGGGGUCUGCUGGGGAUGGUGGAGAAGAGCAAGUGUGACCUCGACAAGGAGAUGGAAGACAAGGGGCCCCGGUUCACGCGGACCUUCGGCAACAUGGGCUUCUUCAAGCCCCCUCGUUUGCCGUUUGAGGAGCGGCCCAAGCUGGUGACGCAGAACGACCUGGAGCAGUUCAAACAGCAGGCGGGAGCGUCGCUCUUAGCUCUCAGCAGGCUGCGCGAGCUGGACCUGUCUGCCUGCUCCAAGCUCACCGACAGCAGCAUCACGCAGGUGGUUCGCCACCCAGACCUCCACCGUCUGUCCCUCUCCAUGCUGCCGGAAGUCACCGACGACAGCCUGGCGUCCGUGGCCUGGCACUGCCGCAGCCUCACCAGUCUGUCGCUCAGCCACUGCCCGGGCGUCAGCGACCACGGCGUGGCAGAGGCGGCGCCGUACCUCCACAGGCUCCAGCAUCUCUACCUCUCCUGUUGCAAUAACAUUACGGACCGAUCCUUGUUUCACCUGGUGAAGCACUGCAAGCGUCUGAGGACACUGGACAUCUCGCGGUGCAAAAACAUCUCCAUAACAACGAUGGACCUCCUCCAGUCACAACUGCCCUUCUUGGAAAACAUCCACUAUAAGUUCAUCGGUGGGGCCGAACCCACUCUGACACUCUGACCGCUGGACAUUUCAAUAUCAGAACACCUGCUUAAACCAAAGCCUGCUCCCUCGAGCGGAGCUUAACUGCACAUCUCAGCACAUUUGCACUAGAACUGAAGUUGUGAACCAAUUAUCUAUAGGUUGUUUGUUUUUAUAUCUCUAGUAUAGGACGGGUGCAAACCAGUGAGGACAUACCUGCAUGUCUGUAAGGUGAAACAUUUCUUAAGAUAAAGAAGCUGACUGAAGACACACCCACCCUCAACACCACUUUCAUCAUCAACUGUUGAGUCGAGGGGGAAAAGUUUUAAUGUAAUAUUUAUGUUGUAGUUUUUUGUGGUGCAUCACCACUGAGGACACAGAUUUCACCCUGAGGAAAAUAUAUUUCAACGUGCUGCGUUUGUUCCUAUGAAAUCAAGACAAAUGCUGCAAACGUAAAAACCUAGCUGCCACAGUAAAACAAAACCAAAAAAAUUAGAAUGUGAAUUUGUUUUUUUCUGGGACCAUUAUUUUUGGAGUUAAACGCCACCCAUCUAAAAUAUUUUACUUUUUAUAAUGUCUUAGCAGAACCUGUCGAAUUAGAAGUAAUUUUAAGAUUUAAAGUUAAUUAUUAAUAUGUAUUGAUGUAAAUAUACAUUUAGGUAUUUUGAACCCACAAACUACUGAGUAACUUUUACACCAUUAUGCAUAUUGCGCUAAACAUUAAGUUUUAUUUUUUAAAGCUUUGAGCCCUCUUGUAAGAGGUAAGACUUUAUUUAUUAGCUCAAAGUUUUGGUAACAUGCGUAUGAUUAGUUUCUUGAUCAUCUUUUCUUUUUUUUAAGGACAGAGGGAGACUUCAAGUGUGAAAGAUGUUUAUUUAAAAAAAAUAAACCAAAGUUUUGCACACAU